AUGUGUAGUAUGGGACCGGAUCCGUUGUGGAGUAGCACAUCGACGGCAGCCGCGGCAUUCGCGAUCGCUACCUCGGCUUCCAGCAAUCCAAGGGACGAGCCCCCCGAAGUGGAAGCCAGGAACCGAAAGGAAUCCGUGGUCAGUUCGCCGGCCACGAUGCGGGUCCUCAAUGUGCUGCGGCACUGGGUCUCGAAGCACUUCCAGGACUUCGAGCAGGAUGCAGCUCUGCGCUCCCAGACGAUAACCUUCCUGGACGACAUCACCUGCAGUCCGAAUCUAUUGCCCACCGAGCAUCGAGCUGCAUCCCAACUGCUGAGGCUGCUCUGCCGGGACGACAUCGACAGCGGGAAACAGAGGCUGGAAAUGCUGCUGACGCCCCCGCAGACUCCGAGCAAGGAAAGCAUCGAAACGUUGUCGGCUUUGGAAAUCGCCGAACAGAUGACAUACCUGGAUCAUCAGAUCUUUCUGGCCAUCCGAAGCGAGGAGUUUCUCGGUCAGGCGUGGAUGAAAUCUGACAAGAAGUCACGUGCAGAACAUAUCAUUCUUAUGACGAAGCGCUUCAACGACGGCUCUCGGUUGGUUUGCUCCGAGAUUGUGUCCAGCAAUUAUUGCUACCUCUUGCUGUUGUUAAUCUUUGCCUUGACCUACGACAAUAUGCCACAAGGAAAGCACAUGAUUUCUAACUGGGAAACGAUCGAGUGCCAACAGGAAAGCUUCAAUAGAAAUAGGGACUUAAUCCCGGCGAGAUAG
Molecule: messenger RNA, 750 nt
Organism: Uranotaenia lowii
Lineage: Eukaryota; Metazoa; Arthropoda; Insecta; Diptera; Culicidae
Product: ras-specific guanine nucleotide-releasing factor 2-like
Exons: 5
Coding region: 1-750 (249 amino acids)
Biological process (GO): Ras protein signal transduction; positive regulation of GTPase activity
Cellular component (GO): plasma membrane
Molecular function (GO): guanyl-nucleotide exchange factor activity
Source: RefSeq, a predicted model, not a curated record